AUGAGUAAAGCUUACGAUAGAAUCGAGUGGAGUUUUGUGAGAGAGGUGCUACAGCAGCUCGGUUUUGAUCCGAAAUGGAUCUCCUGGAUCAUGACGUGCAUAGAGUCUGUCUCUUACUCCUUCUUGAUCAAUGGGAUACCGCAAGGUUCAGUGCUCCCAUCGCGUGGCUUGCGGCAAGGCGACCCGUUAUCACCGCACAUCUUCAUACUAUGUACGGAGGUACUAUCAGCUCUAUGUGCAAAGGGGCAGGAAGACGGAUCCUUGGCGGGGGUUAAGGUCUCCCGUAACAGCCCACCGAUCAAUCAUUUACUCUUCGCCGACGACACUAUGUUUUUUUGUAAAUCUAAGGCGACGUGUGUGCAAGCUCUGAAACAGAUUCUCGUGGUAUACGAGGAGGUCUCCGGACAAAAGAUUAAUCCCAUGAAGUCGGCCAUUACUUUUUCGGCAAAAACGCCAGCUACGGUUAGAGCAAGGGUGAAGGAUGCUCUGGGCAUCUCUCUUGAAGGAGAAUUUUCUCAAAGUGGAAACGCAUAUUGCUUUAAUUAUUUUGUUGUGAACGCUGAUGAAUAUUUACUAUUAAUAUGCAGGCUAAAAUUUAAUGCGAAUGCAGAUAUUAAAUACUACAGUCUCGCUGACAUUCCAAAAGUUGUAAUGGUCCUCUUAUCUGCAACGAACCAUAGACUGGAUAUAUGCAUAUAUGCAAAAGCGAUCUCACAAUACUGGGAUCUGCCCGGAGGUGUGAUCUCUCAUUUAAGUGCAGUGGAGACUGAUUUAGCUCACAUGCAAAAAGAAGGGGAUGAAGAGGUGUCAGAGCUGAGUAAGCCCGAUAAUGCAAGUAGUUCCAAGAAUAAUAUUCAAUGCGCAUCUGCUUCAGGCUAUGUUGGCGAUCCUGGUUUGGGUAGAUCAAGUGAAACACAGGGGAAGAAUCUGCUUGCUGGCGUUAUAAACAAGGGUUUAACAUUUAAACCUCACGCGUACAUUAAUCACUACACAAAUGGAGAAUUAGCUGCAUCAGCUGCUACUGCUUUGGCCGUCCUAUUGUCAGAAGAAACCCACGAGCCUGAUCAACAAAAGUUUAGUAAUGAGAAAGCUGCCUCAAGUAACAUUUUGCUUCAGGUGAAAGCUUUGUUAGUAGCCUCGAGUUUCUUCUGGCCAAGUCCUGAUAAGAAGGAAAUCACCAGGGAAAGGUGUGUGUGUCAUUCUUGUAAACUCACAUCAGCAAGUAGGAGAGGAUGCAUGCUAAAUGCAGCUGUAACAGGAGCCACCAAAAGUGCUGUGAAAAUCUUUGCGGCCUUUUUCUCUGAGAACGGGGGGGGUGUGCUUUCUAGUAUUGCAGCAUAACUAUACCUAGAGGAAAGCUUACGUGGUCUCAUUGUUGGGCCAUUUCUCAAUGAGAGUCUUAGGAAACAGUGGCGUAAGAAGAUAGAGGAGGUCACAUGCAAAGUGAUGAAAGCUCUCCUGCUUGAACUUGAGGAAAGUAUUUGCAGUAUUGCUUUGUCAAGCGAUUGGCUUAAACUGAUGGAUGACUGGUUGAUAGAACAUUCUAUGUUUCAAAGCGUUAGAGUUACUGUUGGGGCCACACAGAAACGUGGACCUGGAAAGAGGAGGCAGAGGAACCAGUCUGAAGUUACAGCCGAAGGUUCUAAUGAUGAUAGCUUCACUUGGUGGCGAGGAGGGAAAUUAUCAAAAGCCAUACUACUGAAGGCAGUCUUGUUGAAGCCAAUGAUACAGAAAGCAGCCUGGCAAGGUGGUGUGAAAAAGUUUCCUGAAUUUAAUUAUGGUGAUGGUUCUUACAUACCUAAAAGAAGCAGGCGGUCUAUUUGGAAAGCUGCAGUUGAUAGUAGCAAAAACAUUUCACAACUUGCUCUUCAGGUUAGGUACCUUGAUAUGAAUAUAAGAUGGAGUGAACUUGUACGCCCAGAGCAAAACGUGCAAGAUGUUAAAACAGGUUCAGAGACAGAGGCCAGUGUCUUUAGGAACGCUAGUAUCUGUGACAAAAAGAUUAUAGAUAACAAGGUUAGAUAUGGAGUUGCCUUUGGAAAUCAGAAGCACCUCCCGUCUCGUGUCAUGAAGAAUGUAAUCGAAGUCGAGAAAACUGAAGAUGGAAACGAAAAGUUUUGGUUUGCUGAAGCAUGCGUUCCUUUAUAUUUGACCAAAGAAUAUGAAGAAAGUUUGCAUAAGGCCGUCCAUGCGCCUUUUAUCAAGAAGCCGUCAAAAAGAUUAUCAAAGCUACAGAGAAAGCAACUGAAAGCUUCUCGAGCAAACAUAUUUUCUUAUCUAGCCUCUAGGAGGGAUGACACUGAGAAGUGCUCUUGUGCGUCAUGCCAUCUUGAUGUUUUAUUGAGGGAUGCAACAACAUGCAGUUCUUGCCAAGGUUUCUGUCACAAGGAAUGUACUACUAUGAGCACACAACAACACACAGCUGGAAAUGUUGAAACUGUGGUAACCUGCAAACGGUGCUACCUUGCAAGAGCUCGUUCACUAAUCAAUAUCAAUCACAGACAUCCAACAACACCCACUGUUAUGACCAAUGGACAACAUCAAAACGCAGUCACUCCAGUCGUUAAGACACAGACUAAGCCUCUUAUUCAACAGUUACCAUCUUCUAACACACGAGACAAGUCUUCAGGAGUUAAACAAAUCACUCCUGAUUCUAAUACGGCACCAAAGAGUCAACACAAGACAUUGUCUUGGGGAGUCAUAUGGAGGAAGAAGAACUCGGAAGACACAGGUGCUAGCUUCAGACAUCAAAAUGUUGUGUUGGCUGCACAAUCUGCUCAGCCUAAUCCAGGACCAGUUUGUUGGAUAUGCAAACUCCCCUAUAAUCCUGGUCAAACGUAUAUCCACUGUACAAACUGUGACAAGUGGUACCACAUUGAAGCGAUUAUGCUGGAGGAGUCAAAAAUCCAUGAAGUUGCUGGGUUCAAGUGUUGCAGGUGCCGUCGUAUACGAGUACCAGAUUGCCCUUUCAUGGAUCCCAAACUCAAGGAAGAGAGACAGAAGAGAAAUGCAUUCUUCCAGCGACAGAGACAUAAGAAAGGAAAUAAUAAUACCAGAAUGGAUUCUGAUUCCGAGAUAAUGUCUGAACCAAGAGACUCGGUACCCUCUACUCCCUCGUUUCCCCUUGAAGAUGCGUUUGUUCCUCAGGAUUUAGAUGUUGAAUGGAAUGUCGAUGGUUCUGUCCCGGAACCAGUUAGGAGACAAGUCAAACGUGAAGACAGAGAAGGGAACAAUAACAUUUCUUAUAUCGACUUCUCAAUGCCUCCCGAGUCACUUUCUUGUGUGAAACCAGAACCAACAUUGCCUGUCAUGGAUUGGGAUGCAUCUGACAGCAACAACAACAACAACAACAACAACAUGGUUAAAGGGGAGCUAACGUUUGACUACCAAGACAUGGAAUUCGAACCCCAAACCUAUUUCUCGUUGACCGAGUUGCUUACAGCAGAUGAUAGUGACCUGUGCAAUGGAUAUGGCUAUAACGAGGAUGUUUCAAGAAACACGGAUAACCCAAACCCUCAGGUUGAGACAAUGGAACAGUGGAGAGCGUUUCUCAGUGACAAUACAAAGCCAUGUCAGAUAUGUAUGCAUGUGGAACCAGAGGCUGAUCUCACUUGCCAGACUUGUAAUAUCACAAUACAUUCCCACUGCUCUCCAUGGGAGGAGGAAUCUACUUGCACCAGAAGUAACUGGAGAUGCGGUCCCUGCCGUGAGUGGAUGUAGCAGCGUUCCCUAAUUUGAAGUUACCACUUAAUUUGUACUUUUGUUUGCUUCUAGAAAUAUUUGGUGAAUACUAGGAACAUGUGUAAUUGAGAAGAAGUAAAUUAAAGUCCAUGAAGGCAAAAAGGUAAAAAGUCUCCUUUUAAUC
Molecule: messenger RNA, 3865 nt
Organism: Raphanus sativus (radish)
Lineage: Eukaryota; Viridiplantae; Streptophyta; Magnoliopsida; Brassicales; Brassicaceae
Product: DDT domain-containing protein PTM
Source: RefSeq, a predicted model, not a curated record